UUUUAAGAAAAUAAAUUGUAAAAAAUAAUCGGGGUAUAUGACUUUGUGUCUGUGGUAACUCGUUGCCACGCCUCUUCGCCUCCUAAUAUAACCAACAUAGAGGAAAUGUUGUUUCUGUAUGAGAGAGGAUCUUCGGACUAAAAUACUGUCCAGGUGGCGAGAUCUUCCACUGAGGCACUUGACAAAUCAGAGGGGUGUAAAAAUACCCACUUUAUUCGGACCUCAAUAUGGGGGUAUUAAUAUCCCGGUUUAGGACAAAGCCCUCCACUGUAGAGGUUUUGGAAGGAAUUGAUAAGGAUAUACAGACUGGUGAGGAAUGUAGAGAACUGUAUCAAAGACAGUUGAAGCAAUGGCUAUGGAGACUACUGCUGUACUCAUCUCUUCUCUACCUGAUGGCCAGCAUAAUUGUGUAUCUCUGGUACCUCCCUGAACAGAUGAUUGGGAAGGUCAUAUUGGCCCUUCCGUAUGUGAUAUUUCCACUAUUUGUAUGGCUCCUUCGAAAGGGGCUGAUUGCUCUUUUUAACAGAAGAACGGAAAAAAACAAUGAAAAAUUGGACGAUCUCAAAUCACAAAAACGAAAAAUUCUGUUAGAGGUGAUGGAAACUGAAACCUAUAAAACUGCAAAAAUGAUUCUGGAGAGAUUUGAUCCUGACUCAAAAGCGAAGGUGCCAGAAUCCCUUCCAAAUGAAAUGCCUAUGACUCCAAAACCUCACCAGGAACUCCGUCAGCGUCAUGUCACUCCUCGUCCCCCGGUGGCGGUGACUCCUGCCGCAGCCCGUCCUCCUCGUCCCCCGGUGGCGGUGACUCCUGCCGCAGCCAGUCUUCUUCUGGCCCCAGGGGCCACCCAUGCAGGGCCACCCCUCCACUCUGCUCCUGGAGGACCCCCAGAGAGGAUCCUGUCUGAGGCUGCUCAGCAGAGCUUGACGAAGAGGCCCAUGACCCCUGGCACCCUUGUUCCAGGAGUGGGCCCUCCCCUGGCCAGACCUGUCCUCCCCAGGGAUCGCGGCGCCAUGGACAGGGUUAUUGAGUACCUUGUCGGCGAUGGCCCUCAGAAUAGAUAUGCCCUCAUAUGUCAGCAGUGUCUCACCCAUAACGGCAUGGCAUUAAAAGAGGAAUUUGAAUAUAUUGCCUUUAGAUGUGCAUAUUGUUGUUUCCUGAACCCUGCGAGAAAGGCCAGACCCCAAGCCCCCCGACUCCCUGAGAUCAGUGCCGAGACGAAGAUCCUCACCGACGCAACACCACCUGAAGCCGAUGAGAGCCCCGUUGCUGCAGUUGAGGAGAAAUGGCCUUCUCCCCCAGCUGUAGAGGAGAUCCAGGAGUUGACAGUUACUCCAACAGAGAGUGCCCCUGAAACAAAAGGGUCAGAAACCCCAGGCUGUCUGCGAGCCACCACAGAGAAGUCCGAUGGAGAACUAGAUAUGUCCGAUAUGGAGGUUCAAUAGAAUGUUGUUUCAACAUCAUUUUAGGCUGGAGCUAUAUUCUUUUUUUAGUUAUUUUUCUUAGUUUUUAAAAGAUAACUUAAUAACAUCAAUGCUGUGAGUAAGAAUCGUAGAAUGACAGGCUAAGGUUUUGGUAUGAACUUAAAUAAAUACCUUUUUUUUCCCUGUCUGUUAUAGUGAUAGCAUAUAAACUGAAUCCUGAUGGUAGGGGAUAAUGGACAGGCAAUACUCUUGGGAUUUGACGCGAUGUCAAUACUUUCAUUCACUGUUCCAGCACUUCCAUCCAUGAAGCAAAGAGUAGGUCUGCUAGCUAAGCGUUUGCCGUUGAUGCACAGCUGUAGAAUGUUUAUAUAUAUUAUUUCUUUUCCUUUUUAGUGUUUUAAAUAUUAAGCGGCUAAGCAAUUUGCCACAUGACUAUAUUGUCUGUUUUGUGUGACGAUGUCUGUCCAUGUUGUCUACAGACAGGUAAACAUGCUAAUGCAUGCUAGUACUACUUAAUAAUAAUAAUAAUAAUAAUAAUGCAGAGGCCAAAUGUAGCUAAGCAGUUGGUUUGUAGAAUGACGUUUUCUUCCGUUUGUUUUGCGCGAGUUAUUUGCUGCAUUGUCACUGUAUUUUUGUUAGUUUUUUUUUGUUUGUUGAGAAUGUCUGGCCAUGUUUACAGAAAUGCAAAAAAAUAUCCUGUCCGGUGUUCUAUGAAAUCUGUAUAUUUAUAGGUGAUGAUAUUUCUAGAUACUACAGUAUUGGGAUACAGUGCCCUUUUGAUCAGUAUUGAAUAGGUUUUUGGAUACUUCAAGCACCAUGUGGCUAACCACAUGUUUACACAGUAAUGGUACUAUCAGGAGUGCUUAGUUACAUAUGUAUUGCUUAAUAGGAGAAAGAUGUUCUGCUCUACUCUGCAUCCGAGUGCAUUUAUACUUUGAAAUAAAUAAAGUCAAUUUCAGUAAGCUG
Oncorhynchus mykiss (rainbow trout) is the source of this 2387-nucleotide messenger RNA. Lineage: Eukaryota; Metazoa; Chordata; Actinopteri; Salmoniformes; Salmonidae. The record is from RefSeq and is a predicted model, not a curated record.